UUGCUGUGAAGGAAUCCGAAGUGGGAGAAAGCAUACACAACCAGAGGGGAAGAGCGGACAGGCGAGACCGGAGCCGAUCAGGACGGACGCGCGGCUCCCCAAGCCGUUCGGCCAAACCCGGAGCAAGAUGUCCUUAAAGCUGCCCAGGAACUGGGAUUUCAACCUGAAGGUGGAGGCUGCAAAAAUAGCGCGGUCCAGGAGUGUGAUGACUGGCGAGCAGAUGGCGGCCUGUCAGCUGUCGUCCGCCCCCAACCCGCUGGAGAGGCCCAUCAAGAUGGGCUGGCUGAAGAAGCAGAGGUCCAUCGUGAAGAACUGGCAGCAGCGGUACUUCGUGCUGAGGGCGCAGCAGCUCUACUACUACAAGGACGAAGAGGACAUGAAGCCCCAGGGCUCCAUGUAUCUGCCAGGAAGCACAGUCAAGGAGAUCGCCACACACCCUGAAGAAGCUGGGAAGUUUAUCUUCGAAGUCAUUCCAGCCUCGUGGGACCAGAACCGCACAGGACAGGAUUCCUAUGUGCUCAUGGCCAGUUCCCAGGCGGAGAUGGAGGAGUGGGUUAAGUUCCUCAGGAGAGUCGCUGGCACACCCUCUGGAGCGGUGUUUGGCCAGCGCUUGGAUGAGACUGUGGCCUAUGAGCAGAAGUUCGGGCCCCACCCGGUGCCCAUCCUGGUGGAGAAGUGUGCAGAGUUCAUCCUGGAGCAUGGCGUCAAUGAAGAGGGCAUCUUCCGGCUGCCUGGCCAGGACAACCUGGUGAAGCAGCUCCGAGACACUUUUGACGCCGGGGAGCGGCCGUCCUUCGACAGUGAGACAGACGUGCACACCGUGGCCUCCCUGCUGAAGCUCUACCUCCGAGACCUGCCAGAGCCUGUGGUUCCCUGGAGCCAGUACGAGGGCUUCCUGCUCUGUGGGCAGCUCAUGAAUGCGGAUGAGGUCAAGGCUCAGCAGGAGUUGAUGAAGCAGCUCUCCAUCCUUCCUCGCGACAACUAUAGUCUCCUGAGCUACCUCUGCAGGUUCCUGCAUGAAAUCCAGUUGAACUGUGCUGUUAACAAGAUGAGCGUGGACAACUUGGCCACUGUGAUCGGUGUGAAUCUCAUCAGGUCUAAAGUGGAAGACCCUGCGGUGAUCAUGAGAGGCACUCCUCAGAUCCAAAGAGUGAUGACGAUGAUGAUCAGAGACCACGAAGUCUUGUUCCCCAAGUCUAAGGAUGUACCCUUGUCACCUCCUGCCCAGAAAAACGACCCCAAGAAGCCUCCUGUGCCUCGCAGCUCUGUGGGCUGGGAUGCCAGUGAAGACCCCCCAGUGUCCAGGAGGGACAGCUUCAGUAACGUGACAAGCGACUCUGAGGCCAGCAGCCCCUUCGGAAAGCAGCCUAGUGAUGGACUUCCAGAGGACAGCAGCAGAGCACCCAGGGACAAGCCAGGAGACUGGAAGCUGCAAUCACGUAAAAGGACUCAGACGCUCCCUAACCGAAAAUGUUUCUUGACAUCAGCUUUCCAAGGCGCCAACGGUGGCAAAGUGGAGAUCUUUAAGAAUGAAUUCUGGGUGCCUUCCGCAGAAGCCAAGGCAGGGGAGGGGCACAGGAGAACCAUGUCUCAAGACAUACGGCACCUUCCCGACUCCCAGCGGACUUCCACCUAUGACAACGUCCCGGCCCCACCAAGGUCCUCUCGCCAGGAGGUGGGCGCCCUCUCUCCCCCUGCCUGGGACUCCAAGAGAGAUCCUCUUGCCGGCCCACACUCUGAAACAGGGCCUGGAAAAAAGAACUCUGAAGAAGAGGAAUUUCAGUCCCUGCAGAGGGUGGUCCAGGAGCUGCGAGAGAAGAUCGAAUCCCAGAAGCAAAUGUACGAGGAGCAGAUUAAAAAUCUGGAGAAGGAAAAUUACGAUGUCUGGGCCAAGGUGGUGAGGCUCAACGAAGAGCUGGAGCAGGAAAAGAAGAAAUUCUCAGCCUUGGAAAUCAGGCUCCGCAACGUGGAGCGCUCCCGGGAGGACGUGGAGCGGAGGAACAAAGUCUUGGAAGAGGAAGUCAAGGAAUUUGUCAAAUCCAUGAAGGAGCCCAAACCGGAUGCCUGAGCAUCCCGGAAGUGCCACGGGGACAUCUUGAGAGAGGCGGUUACUCCCGAAGAGGGAGAGGACAUUUGGGGAGAAGGCACUGCAUUUCCCAGCACAUAAAUCAGUGGAGCUUGCAGGAGGAGAGUGAGCUGCAACGUGUGUGCACAUCUGUGGCCAGCUGUUGCAGCACUCAAAGCGACUGUGUUAUUCACAGCGGCCUCAGGAUGUGUGGCCUGGAACUUUCCUUUGCUGAAUGACCAUGUCCAACAGAGAUAUGUGAGACAGGCUGGUAAGCCAGAGGCAGGACUCAAACAUUUCAUUUUGCGUUUUCCGUGUGGAUGGCCUCAGGGCGUCUUGGCCACAUGGGCAGGAAACGAUAUUCAUCGUCCAUGUGCUGACUCCUGGAGGGCUGUGUUUGGGGGAAGCUGCACCUGCUGAAAUCAGAACCUCAUUCUGCCACCCUUACCAUGAUGCACAUUGCUCAAGGGUUCUCAGACUUAUUAUUAAACUAAGACAAAACAAGCAAUAAACUGUAUUUAUAAAAGCAAAACCAAAUGGGAAAAUUGCAUUCAA
Lepus europaeus (European hare) is the source of this 2620-nucleotide messenger RNA. It is a transcript of the gene ARHGAP25, whose product is annotated as Rho GTPase activating protein 25. The transcript has 11 exons. The record is from RefSeq and is a predicted model, not a curated record. NCBI's taxonomy places the organism in Eukaryota, Metazoa, Chordata, Mammalia, Lagomorpha, Leporidae. Gene Ontology annotation, cellular component: phagocytic cup. Gene Ontology annotation, molecular function: GTPase activator activity. The coding region runs from base 128 to 2068 and encodes 646 amino acids. Gene Ontology annotation, biological process: negative regulation of small GTPase mediated signal transduction; actin filament organization; signal transduction.